Messenger RNA from Nilaparvata lugens (brown planthopper), 2260 nucleotides. Its product is annotated as high affinity cationic amino acid transporter 1. Gene Ontology annotation, molecular function: amino acid transmembrane transporter activity. The record is from RefSeq and is a predicted model, not a curated record. Gene Ontology annotation, cellular component: plasma membrane. NCBI's taxonomy places the organism in Eukaryota, Metazoa, Arthropoda, Insecta, Hemiptera, Delphacidae. Gene Ontology annotation, biological process: transmembrane transport; amino acid transport.
AUGAGCUUGAAAAAACUUGUGAGAGUGUUCUCGAGGCGGAAGACGGACGAUGACGAGUUGGGGGACUCGAAGCCGCAACUGGCCAGGGUGUUGGAGUUGGUAGACCUGACUGCACUGGGGGUUGGCUCCACCCUGGGUGUGGGCGUGUAUGUGCUUGCCGGGGCCAUAGCAAGGAAUGACAGUGGACCAGCCGUCACUCUAGCCUUCCUAGUGGCUGCUGUUGCUUCUGCCUUCUCAGGUGUUUGUUAUGCCGAGUUCGCAGCCAGAGUACCGAAAGCAGGGUCUGCCUAUAUCUAUAGUUAUGUGAGUGUGGGGGAAUUAGCAGCCUUCAUUAUAGGAUGGAACCUCAUCCUUGAAUAUGUCAUAGGUACAGCCAGUGUAGCAAGAGGUCUUAGCAACUAUGUAGACAAUCUACUGGGAUAUGUGAUGAAGAAUACGCUCACCAAACUAUUUCCUCUGCAUGUCAGUUUUCUAUCACCCUAUCCAGACUUCUUCUCAUGUGGCCUGAUAUUAGUACAAGCAAUGAUACUGUCAUGGGGAGUGAAAGAGUCCACUACUCUGAACAAUAUUUUCACUGCAGUGAAUUUACUCACAGUGGCGACUGUCAUAAUAUGUGGCUGUUGGAAGGCUGACGUGAAGAACUGGAUGAUAAAGAAGGAAGAUAUACCGGCCGGUGUGAGAGGAGGAGAGGGAGGAUUCAUGCCUUUUGGAGUGUCAGGAAUUAUGGCUGGAGCUGCCAAGUGCUUCUUCGGAUUCGUGGGUUUUGACUGUGUUGCAACUACUGGUGAGGAAGCCAAAAAUCCUCAACGGAACAUUCCUCUAUCAAUUGUUCUUUCAUUGAUAAUAAUCUUCCUCUCAUAUUUCGGGAUUGCCACAGUGAUGACACUCAUGUAUCCCUAUUAUCUACAGGAUCCUGACGCACCUCUACCAUUUGUCUUCAACGAGGUCGGUCUUCCAUCAAUUAAAUUAGCUGUUACAAUUGGUGCUAUAUUCGCUCUAUGUACUUGUCUGCUAGGUGCCAUGUUCCCGUUACCAAGGAUUCUCUACGCCAUGUCUCAUGACGGCCUGCUGUAUGAAUUCAUGUCCAGAGUUCAUCCUGUGUCAAAGACUCCAGUGUUGGCUAUGCUUUCCGGGGUAUUUGCAGGUAUAAUGGCGGCCAUAUUCAAUUUGGAACAGCUCAUCGAUAUGAUGUCGAUAGGAACACUACUAGCAUAUACAAUAGUGGCAAUAUGCGUAUUAGUUCUAAGAUACAGGGACUCCAAUCCAGUGAUGUACGAAACACCUCUCAUGAGACGUCAGAAUGGGAUGCCCAGUGCAAAAAAUCAAACUAAUUUCAUAGGAAACAGUGUGAGUCAGCUCUUUAAUCUGACUAUGAUGAAGUACCCCAAUUCAUCUACGGAAAGGAUAUCUUUCUGGGCCAUAACUGCUAUGAUUGUCAGUCUGUGCUGCACAUGCCUCUGUCUAAUAUACAUGGAGCCGGCCCUUGCUAGUGGUGAAAGCUGGGCAGUGGGCAUCGUAACCAUUGCUAUUAUGGUGGCCCUUAUCACUCUACUAGUUCUCCAUAGACAGCCUCAGAGCAAUACUCCUCUCACAUUCAAAGUGCCAUGUGUUCCUCUAAUACCAGCGCUAAGCAUAUUCAUGAAUUCCUAUCUGAUGUUGAAAUUGGACAUGCAUACCUGGAUCAGAUUUGGAAUUUGGCUCUUUAUUGGAAUGGUUAUCUAUGUAACCUACAGUAUACCCAACAGUGUGGAGGGGAUUAGAGACAGAAUAUCAGCUGCUGAAAGGAAACCUGUGCAAGUCGGAUCUAAUAAGUCGACCAGAAAAAAUGACAACCAAAAAUUUUAAAAGAUCUAAUUUUUAUGUGGGACAAACAGGAAGAAAUUGUCACCACAAAAUUUCGAAAUGAUUUGCUUUUUAUACUGGACAAACAGGGAGGAAUAUUUUUCCUGUGGAGGAGGAAUAUCUUCUCAAAUAUAUGAAUAACAUUUUCAAUAUAAAAUUUAAAGAAAUUGUCCAUAUAUUAUCAUGAGAAGAGAACUGGAUUGUUAUAGAACUGUCACAACUGGAUUUCAAAACAAUAUAUUUUCUUCAGUGGUCAAACAGGAAGAAAUAUGAUUCCUGUUUUGAUGAUGUCUCAUCCCGAUAUAAUUAUGUAAGAUAAUACUGAUUGUUCAUAUCAGAAUAAAACUAAAUCACUCAUCAAUAAGUAAUCUAUUCAUUAUGUAUUUAAAAUAAAUGUAUCUUUGUUUCUAAUAUUCUA